Molecule: messenger RNA, 5355 nt
Organism: Pelodiscus sinensis (Chinese soft-shelled turtle)
Lineage: Eukaryota; Metazoa; Chordata; Testudines; Trionychidae
Gene: CLSPN
Product: claspin
Biological process (GO): mitotic DNA replication checkpoint signaling; activation of protein kinase activity; mitotic G2 DNA damage checkpoint signaling
Molecular function (GO): anaphase-promoting complex binding
Source: RefSeq, a predicted model, not a curated record
AGCGCGUGGCGGCAGCAGCUGAGGAGACCUGGGGACUCCUGAGGGGCAGCCAGCGUUAGGGGUGCUGGCCACCACCGCUUAGCCGGGGGUCAUGGCGGCUGAGCUUAAUUCGGAAGUAGAUCUGAAAUCUGACCUGCAGAAAACCACUGAUAGUGAUUCUGACAGUGGAAAGGGCAGCUGUGAAACCAGCUCUCCAAGUCAGUCUAACAAGGGACCCGCAUCUCUUGGUGACGAAGACUCAGAGGAGGAGAUCUUUGUGAGUAAAAAAUCAAAAAGCAAGAAAGUGCUUCAGGACAGUGAGAGCGAAGGGGAAGAGGAAGGCAUUUUUCCUAAGAAGAGCGACAUUGUGGAUGAAGAUGUGGAACAUGGAGAGGAAAAUGAAAACACUUUUGCCACAAAGAACAAAAAAUCUCAUCGGAUUCAGCAAGCUCUGCGGGACAGCGAUGAGAGUGACACGGGUGAUCCACUGCAUCCUGAAAACCUUGAAAUAGACAUGAAGUCAGAAUUGACUAAGGAUGAGUUGGGCUCACAAGUGAGGAAACCUGCAGAGAUGUCCGUGAAAUCUUGGAAAAAAUACAAAAAACACAAACACAGUUUUAACCAAGAACCAGACAGAGUAAUAGGGAAGUCAAGAAGGAAGACAGAAAAAGAGAGAAAAAUGGAGGCUAUUAGACAGAUGAAGACAGAAAAGAAACACAAACAGGAGGAGGAUGGUGGUGAAACAUACGAUUUUAAUGAUAGUGGGUGCCUUCUUGCCAACAAAGAACUCUUUGACAAUGAUUUAGAGGAGGAAAAUGAUCCCCUUCUUGAAGAUGAAGAGUCACUAGAAUCAAUAAGAGCUGCUGUGAAAGACAAAAUGAAAAAACAUAAGAGUAAAGAUCUGUUUUCUGAGAUUGAAGAUUACAAAUGUGUAUUUGAUGAUGAGAAUGAGGGACCUACACUAAAAGGACCCAAAAGAAAGGAGCGGAAAGCAGCAAGAUUAAGUAAAGAAGCUAUUAAACGACUGCAUAGUGAGACUCAGCGACUUGUUAGAGAAUCAUCUCUGUCUCUUCCAUAUCAUAUGCCUGAGACUAAAACUAUCCAUGAGUUCUUCAAGCGAAGACCACGACCACCAUUGCAAGGAAAUGCUAUGGCAUUGCUAAAGUCCACUAAAUAUCAGCCCUGUCUAAAUGAAGAAAGUGCAACCACUAAAAACUCAACUGUAAAUUGCAACAAUAAUCAGUCUGAAGAGGUUGAUCAGCCAGCACCUAAGAAACUGGAAAUGGGGCUUAAUAAGGAUACUGCUGUUACCAUUGUGGACAAACCUUCCUCUGGUGUAGUGGAGAACCUGAUAGAAAAUUGUGCUGAGAAGCACAGAGAGGAAGAUGCCUCUGAUAUUUGUGAAAGACCUACAAUUGCUGGUAUUUCAGAACAGCAGCAGUCUAGCCUACUUAGUAAUGAACGCAUUGAACAAAUGGACAGUGAAAUUCCCUUAGCAUCUGAAGAAAGUGCCUAUGUACAAAGAGGGGACCACUCACAAGAAAUAGGUGUAGAACAUGAAGAUUCUGUUCCACAGGUGGGACCAGUGGUGGGGAUUCAACCUGAAAAAGUAAAGAAGUCUAAACUGGAUAAACUUCGGGAGCUGGGAGUGGAUCUGUCCAUCAAGCCAAGACUUUGUUCUGAUAAUGACUCCAUUAUUAUCCUGGAUGAACCUGAAUCAAACAUAGAACUGGAAGCUCUGAAAGCACGUUUCUUGAAGCAUACGCUUCAUGCACCCAAGUCAAAAACCGAACGGACUGUGAACUUGAGUAUUAUUCGUAAGGAGACCACGGCGGAAGGAAAAGAGGAACUAAAAGCAGCUGUGGUGCCGGUGACUUUGGCUGCAGAAAAUCUGGAUGAUACAGUUCAUGCAAAGCCAGGUGAAAAGCUACAAGUGCUGAAGGCUAAGCUACAGGAGGCCAUGAAACUCCGCAGGAGUGAGGAACGCCAGAAGCGGCAAGCACUACUUAAACUGGAUAAUGAGGACAUGUUUGAGGAGGAAGAAGAGGAGGAGGAAGAAAUGACGGAUGAGUCUGAGGAAGAGGAAUGCAACCCAGAGACUGUUGAGUUCCUUCUUGGUGAGGCAGAGGAAGAUGAUGAUGAGGAGCUGGAAGAGAAGGAGACCAAAGAUGAUGAGAAAGAAACCGACAAAGAAUCAGUUGAUGAGGAAAGGGUGGACAAAUCUGUGCAUUGUGACUCGGCUCCCAAACUUUCCUCCACAGAGUCUACAUUGAUGCUGUUCAAGGACAGCUCCUCCAAAAUGGGAUAUUCCCUUCCUGAUGAAAAAGCUGAGCUGGAGGAAGCUCCAGGCAAAAGAUCUAGCAAGUUAGAAGACGAAGAUUCAUAUUCACUGCCAACAUCGGCGAAAGAGAACAGCCAUAAUAGCAGCUUUGAGUUAAUUGGCUCCAUGAUCCCGUCAUACCAGCCUUGUAACAAACAGAUGGCACGUGGGGGCAAUUUUCUAUCUGCAGUAGGCGGUUUCAGGUCUUCCUCUCCAGCUUUGUUCAAAACAAGCUUUAUCAGCUCUGCAUCCAAGAGUUCAGGCAAGAUGUCUGAGCCCUCUCUUCCCAUAGAGGAUUCCCAGGAUCUGUACAAUGCUUCUCCUGAGCCCAAGAGUUUAUUUCCAGGAGCUGGAGAGUCUCAGUUUCAAUUUUCUCUGGAAGAUGAUACUCAGAGCCAACUGCUGGAUGCUGAUGGGUUCUUGAAUGUUGGGCAGCAUAGGAAUAAGUACCAGUCCUCAAAGCAGCCGUUGUCACUGGCUAGCAUGGAUGAGAAUGCCAUGGAUGCUAACAUGGAUGAGUUGCUCAAUUUGUGUUCUGGGCAGUUCAGCAGUCAGGCUGAGCAUACUCCAAAUGCUAAUAGUGACAACAAACAAAACAUGGAAGAACUGCUCAAUCUCUGUUCGGGGAAAUUCAUCUCUCAGACAACAUCUCCAAUCUGGGCAUCUUCAGUAUCCUCUAAGCAAGAAAAAGAGAGUGACACAGAUGAUCCAAUGGCAGAAGCACUAGCACUUUGUUCAGGCUCCUUUCCAACUGACAGGGAAGAAGAAAAUGAGGAGGAGCAGGAGGAAGAAUUAGGCAAUUUCCAGCUCUUAACAGAUGCCCAUGCCUUUGAUAGCGAGGAGGAUGAAAAAAGUGAGGGUGACGAGAGAAUUGAGAGAAGUGAAGAUGAAGCAGAAGUUAGUGAUGAUGAAGAGGAGCUGCUGAGACAAAGAGAGGGCUUAAAGAAAAAAUUAAAACUGCAGGAUUUCUUGGAAGAUGAGGCAGAGCUGUCAGGGAGUGAAGUUGACAGUGAGGAUGAAUAUGAUGGUGAAGAGCUGGAUGAAUAUGAAGAAGAGAUUCUUGAUGAAGAACUCCCUACUGAAGUGGAACUACAGGAUCAAAUUAACAAAAUACACAUGAAGGCGAUGCUUGAUGAUGAUAAGCGUCAGUUACGCUUGUACCAAGAAAGAUACCUUGCAGAUGGAGACUUGCACAGUGAUGGUCCUGGCCGAAUGAGAAAAUUCAAAUGGAAAAACAUAGAUGAUGCUUCCCAGCUGGACUUAUUUCACAGAGACUCAGAUAAUGAUGAGAAUGAAGAACAGCUUGAAGAGACAGAGACAAAAUGGAGAAAGGAGCGAUUUGAACGAGAGCAGUGGAUCCGUGAGCAGAUAGAGAAAGGAAAACAAGAAGAGGAGGAGGAAGAAAUUGGUGAAGAUAGUCAGUUCAUGAAACUAGCAAAGAAGGUGACUGCUAAGUCCCUGAAGAAAAAAGGAAACCCUGUAGCAGCUGUGCAGGAAACAAAAUCACUGCCAAGAAAUCCCUUUGAAACAUUCAGACGUACCUGUGACCUCCAGCUAAAGAACGGAUCACUUCUGAACAGACCUAAAGCCAUCCUUGAGAAGCUUGCUGCCAUGUCAGACCUUAAUCCAAAUGCUCCCCGAAACUCAAGAAACUUUGUCUUCCACACGCUUUCGCCGGUAAAGAGUGAAGAGGCAAAAGAGAAAUCAAAACCGCAGGUGAAGAAAAGAGGUCCUACAGUGAUGGUAACACCCUCACCCAAACGGUGCAGGACUGAUGAUGCUGCAACACAAGGGAACCAGAGCCGAAGCAUAUUCCAAUACUUAGAGUGACUGACAGGUCAGAAGAAGCCAGGCAAAAGAAAACAGUUUUCCCUUGGUACGUGAAGCUAGAGAUUUGCAAAAGUAUAUACUGCGAGCGGCAACAAGACACGAUGCAAUUACUGGCCCUGGAGCGACAAACUUUCAGCUCUCUAACGAUCACAGGCUCCCCUACUGCCAGACAAGUCUUCGUAUUUCCUGCGAGACCUGUCCCAGUAUUUCAGGAAAACCAGCACAACUUAAAAAUCCAUGCUUUGGAUGGGCAGAGGCUGAGUUCAUACUUUAUGCCAAAGCAUUACUGAAAUUACACUACAAGACACAGAUCUAGUGAAGUACAGCGCCGCAAGUGUUUUGAUUCAGUGUUACUUCCUCCUGGCAAUUCUGUUAGUGGGGGCAGUCUGUAUUUAGAGUAACUGGAUCACCUCGGUGUAUGGAGAACAGAUCUAUAAAGGACAGAGGGCUGCAUUAUUGGGUGGUUGGGAGGGAGGUGUGGUGUCUCUAAUAGCAAUGAUUUGCCCGCACUGUUUACAAUUGCAGUAUUAAGGUAUCGCUAUCUUCCUUUUAUACCUACUGCUUUCUCUAAUGCUGACCAUAGACAGACUUGAUAUCCCAAGAGAUUCUUGUUUACAUUUUCGAUACUUUUUUUGAAAGCUAACCCUUUAUUUAUAAAACAGAUAACUAGAGGGGAAAGAAAAGCUACCCUUUUACAGACAAACUUCACAUACAUGUAGACAUGAUGGGAUGAUGCGAAUGUGAAAAGGUUUUUUUUACACAAAUGAAAACUUAUUUUUUUAAAUUGUCUGUUGCCUUAUUUUGGACCGAGGCACCAUCUUCCAUGAGAAUUCACUCUUUGUAGUGCGGACAGAAAUGUAAGGCCUUCUUUGAAAUGAAGAAACAAGGUUUGAUACUAAAGAAGAGUCAUUAUUCCCAACAAUCCUAAAUUCUAAGGCAGAAACAGUGUGUGAUGUACAACAUGCACUUGGCUAUACUGUGACUGUGUGAAACUAAAACGUAUUCAUUGUAAAAGUCAGGCUAAUUCUUAAACACUUCACAUGUUCCUAAGGCUUGAUUUAAGAUGCUGACUCGAUCACAGAAGAAUCCUGAUUUGUACAUUUUGUAAUUUGAUAAGCACACUUUUGUGUGUUGGGUGGUGUAAAAUAUUUUAAUGUAUAUGGUGUUCAUAAGGAACUAGGAUGCUAUUGGAGUGAAAUAUACAAUAAAUGUGUGUUUUUAAUUUU